AGUGGAGGGACAGUCUCCUUCUGGUUCCCAUUACAAUGAUCAAGUGUGCCGUGCUGCUGCUCCGCAGUGCUUCUCUCGACACUCCGGCAUACUGUGGAUCCUCUGCGCCUCUGUCAGUGCUGACGACUGUGAAGUAGCCAUGCAUGUUACCUGGGGGAUUUUGGCUCUCUUCUCCACCUGGUGACAGGUACUUGGACAUUUAAUUUCUGUCACCAUCUGGCUAUUCCAGUCCCUUCACACCCUAGAAUACAGUCAGCCAUGCUGGAUGCAGCUGAAUAACGAGUAGCAUUGGGGGGAGAAACUCCAGUUUUUCUUAACUCCCAUCAAAGGACUGCUAUUUUUGUGUUAGAAUGAGAAACUGAGCAGGGACAAAGUGAAAAUAAAGUAAGACCGAAGGGGCCAAAGUGCUUGUGUUGGUGACAGAAAAGAAGAGCCAUCCUUUCAGUAGGUUGGCAGUAUCUGAGGCAGCCAGGCCCUGAGGAUGACCAGCCUGUUCAGGCGCAGCAGCAGCAAUGGAGGUUCCAGAAACAGUGGAAGUGGUGGUGGGGGCGGCAGUGGACAGGGGCAGCUCAACAACAGCAGGCCCAACAGGCAGGUCCGCCGCUUGGAGUUCAACCAGGCUAUGGAGGACUUCAAGACCAUGUUCCCCACUAUGGACUAUGAAGUAAUUGAGUGUGUGCUGCGUUCCAAUAAUGGAGCUGUGGACGCCACCAUCGACCAGCUGCUCCAGAUGAGCAUUGAUGGACAGGGCUCAGAUGACAGCUCGGACUCAGAUGACAGCAUCCCACCAGAGAUUCUAGAGCGGACGCUUGAACCUGACAGUUCAGAUGAGGAACCGCCUCCAGUCUACUCUCCACCAGCGUAUGAUAUGCACAUUUAUGACAGGAAAUACCCAGAAGCCCCACCAACACCCCCACCAAGAUUUGAAGCCCAGCUGCCUCCAGGUCACCAGCAGGUCAGAAGCUACCGGAACUGGAACCCUCCUCUGCUUGGAAACCUCCCAGAUGAUUUCCUGAGGAUCCUCCCACAGCAGUUAGACAGUAUACAGCAGAGCUCUCAGACCAGUCUGUCACAGCCCUCAUCAUCAUCCUCUUCUUCGGUCUCUUCAAUAAGCCACUGGACAGCCCAGUCAGGUUCGCAGUCUGGAGCCGCGGGGACCACCGGAGGCCCAGGUCUGACAGCGGGAGCUACAGAGCAAGACAAGAAACUGAAGCAGUAUCUGGAAGACGAGCGCAUCGCCCUGUUCCUACAGAACGAGGAGUUCAUGAGAGAGCUGCAGCGAAACCGGGAGUUCCUCAUUGCCUUAGAGAGAGAUCGCUUGAAGUAUGAAUCAAAGAAAUCAAAGUCCAAUCAUUCAUCUAGCAUGGAGAAUUCCACAGGAGAACAGUACUCUGCAGCUUCAAUGGAGGCUGCUUCAGAUGAUGCCCUGUUCAGAGACAAACUCAAACACAUGGGCAAAUCAACGAGAAAGAAGCUGUUUGAAAUUGCCAGAACCUUCUCAGAAAAGACAAAGAGGAAAAAGUCAAAAAGGAGGAUGCUCCUGAAGCACCAUUCACUGGGCACAGCCAACUCCACAGCCAAUCUCCUUGAUGAUGUAGAAGGAAACCCCUGUGAGGAAGAUGGUCAACCUGGAAGAGCAGUCACUCAGGAAGAGAAAGAACAACGCAAUGAGCCAGUAUCAUGAUCCUCCCAUGCUGCACCAUAUCAUGGUUACCAUGGCGACGGCAGCAUGACCCAUGGGUGGUGCUUGGAGCUCUUCUUGUCCCCAUGUGCGCACCCUAAUACAAACCAGCCAAUGUGAGGCUCAGCAGUGAGUGGAGAACCCCUCCUUCCCAGGGAGAGGAACUGGACUGUUCCCAGCAUUGGGCUAACUGUCUAUAAAUGAGUUAUCUCUGUAUUAUAACACUUUGUUGAUAUAUCAUUUUAAAUGUAAAGGAAAAUGCAUUAGUCCUUACCAGUAUUUCUUAAUUGCUUCCUCUAAACCUCCACUGAGAGGAACACUAGCUGUAGUGAUGAACUUGCCAUAUGAACCUUUGUUACUUUUCCAGUCCUGUACAGUAGCAAACUGUAUGUUUCAGAUUAGGGUCCCUCAGGCUGGGCAUUUCAUAUCCAAAGUGUGCUCAUGCCCCUUUAUAUACACUAAACCAUGUAGAGCUUUUUUACCAUGUUUUCUUAAUCAGAUUGUAAUAUUUUGCAGUUUCUGAAUGUCAGGGGUUAUGUAACUGAAAUUCUUAUGUGUCAGACUAUUGUGGCCAUUAAAGUUGGGGAUGCCCAAAUGUCAACACUUCUCCAUAGCCAUUAUAACUAGUCUAUCACACUUAGUGUACUGUGUUCAUACAAAGCAUGUGUUAAGCAGUUUAAUCCAAUGCUGCAGAGUUUGGGCCAUUGUACAAGUUUGGUUUGUUCGGCAAGAUAACAACAAUGUGAAUCUUUUGUAGCACUACUAACAGCACAGCUGCACAGGUAAAGCUCAUGAUUAGCCCCAUAAAAUCAAGUCAGGAUGACAGAACAACAGAUAAUGUUCAGACAGCUUCAAAGCUAGGGUUAAUUAAGAGUGUAGUUUAUACAAAGUGUUGUUUAACCACAUCUAAAGGCAGAAGUGUUGAUACCUCCUCUGAAUGGGUACACUCGAAAUCUGUCCUUAUUCAUUCAGGGUGAUUCACUUGGUUUUACACAUGCAAACUGACACAGUUCUGUGAUUAAUCAAGCAUUUUAUAUGAAGCAUAUUGAUGGAUCCCUUGUGAGAAGGAAGGUCAGUUUUUUUUUCUUCAGUCACAUAUGGCUGCAUUGUACCUGCAGGCAGAUCAAAUCAAUCCAUUGUUUCAAUUUCAUCCCAACACAAUAAUGAUUUUCAAGAUGGUUUUCAUAAUGUAGUGAAAUGACUAAAAAGCAGCUGCUGCAGAAGGUAAAAAUGUUACAGAAAUCUAAAAAGAAAGGAGACCCACUAUUGUAAGGAACCAGAGUUUGACUCCCGGUGGCAAUACUUAUUUUUUUUUGUUUGUACAGUCCAACAAACAUAAUUUGCCGUGUUCAUACGGUGGGAAGCCAGUGAGGGUUCUCAGCCUUGUCACUGCACGAGUGAUCUUGCUUGCUGGUUAGGGCACUGUAACUGAAUGAAGUAGAAAUGAACCUCUGACAUGUUCCACCCCCAUGUGAAGCCUGUUGCUAACAGGUGGAGACACCAUAUGUCACAGAGGUAGCACAUGUCUGUCUGCAACCCUCCCCAGGAUAGCAGGACUGUUAGCAGUGGCCAGUUGCAUAGUGUGGCACUCAAUGUUAGGUAAAACUGUGUGUCCAAAAUCCACAGUAAAAGUUUGAGAAUAUUACAGUAUGCUGAGGAGAAACAUGAAGGACAUUCUGUUUCAGCAUUGUGAAUUCCAUACACUUCAGAAUAAAUACUGACAUAUGAUUGGCUGCAAGGUCUCAGCUUCUGCCUCUUACCCAUUUCCCCUUGCAUUUUUAAAGUCAUUUCCUGUAGUUAGAUGGGAUUAUGUGUUCAAGUCCUGCAUUUUUGGGCAUUACUGAAAUGUUUUUCUUGACAAAAACAUUGUUGUCACCUCGCCUAAUGGACCAAACUGAGUCUGAAUCCUCUGCUCUAAACAUGCUCGCUGUGAGCUUCAUUCACUGCUCCAUUAAUGCAGAACUUUGCUAACAUUCUGCCAGGUUUCAACAACUCUUGCUGUGAGACAUUUUGCAAGAUAUUCUGGAAAUAAGGUAUAUCACUCACACUACUUUGCCAUAUCGCAUAUUGUCCCUUGAGUCUUUGAACUAGUCCUUUUGAGCGAUGGGGAACACAUUUCUAACAUGUAUGUUCUUACUGUGAAUAAUGGCAGUUGAGGAAUAUGUCUGAGAAAGCAUCUUAAAGGUGAUUGGAUGAUCACCCUUUGAAGACUCAUUCUGAAAGGAUGCUAAUAAAACUAGAACUGAAGUUGAUCAAAAUGAAAAUACAAAAAAAAAAAUGCUUGUGAGAUUCACAUCUACCCUGUGGUACACAACCCUUCUCUGAAUACUCUUCAUUUGUGUGUGUAGAUGUGAAACUAGUAUGGAUUAAAGAAGUAGUAAAAGUGUGUAACCUGUGUGAGCAGAAGGUGCUAGGAGAGGAACAGAAAAUGUGUUAAUAGAAGGUUCCAAGAAAAACAGACUGAAUUUAAGCUUGAAACUAAAUGGAUAAAAGAAUGUUUCCUUUCCCUGUGCAUAAAAUCUUUUUGUAUUACUUCAACAAUUCAAAUUAAACUCUCUGAAAGUU
This is a messenger RNA of Scomber scombrus (Atlantic mackerel), 4246 nucleotides long. RefSeq names its product CUE domain containing 1b (gene cuedc1b). The transcript has 11 exons. The record is from RefSeq and is a predicted model, not a curated record. The coding region runs from base 482 to 1684 and encodes 400 amino acids. NCBI's taxonomy places the organism in Eukaryota, Metazoa, Chordata, Actinopteri, Scombriformes, Scombridae. Gene Ontology annotation, molecular function: ubiquitin binding.